GUGUAACUUGUGAAUCUGUUAUCGUUCGUGGUUGUUUCUGUUUCGUGGUUUGUUUCACCGUUGAUUUUUAACAAAACCAUACAAGAUGUCAGAAGAGCCGUUGGAAAUUGAAGCAGUGCACUUGUACGAGAAGGAGAAUGCCGAGACCCAUCGCACCUUCAACUUCGAGAUGGUCCAUCAAGAUCCGGCGAUUCCCGUCCUUCGACGAGGACAAACCUUCCACAUGGCCCUGAGAUUCAAUCGCGAGUACGUGGACGAAACCGACAUUGUUCGAUUACUCUUCAGUUUCGGCCCGAACCCCAAUGUGCUGCGGGGCACCAGAGGAGUUAAUACGAUCACCAAUAGGGAAGCUUAUCUGACUGAUCUGGAGGCUUGGGGUGUUCGCAUGGUCGGCGCUCACGGAGUCGAUCUGUCUGUUGAGGUCAGAAGUCCGAUCGACAGUCCCGUCGGAGUAUGGCAAUUGAACGUGGAGACCACUACUCUCGGCAGAAGGAAAGCGCCGAAUACUUACAGUUAUGAUAAAGAUAUCUACUUGCUCUUCAAUCCGUGGUUGAAAGAGGAUUUGGUAUACUUGGAGGAUGAACAGCUGCUCGAUGAGUAUAUCCUGAAUGACGUUGGCAAGAUAUGGGUAGGUCCAUGGGGUAGUUCUCGUGGUAGAGAAUGGGUCUUUGGGCAGUUCGACGCGUGUGUGUUACCAGCUUGUCAAUUGUUGCUCGAGAGAUCCGGUAUCAAGGCGAUUUCUAGGGGCGAUCCGGUCAAAAUGGUUCGGGCAAUCUCGAGAAUCAUAAAUUCUAAUGACGAUAAGGGUUCAAAUAAUAAUUUAUCUUCGAGUAAUUAUCUUCACAGCAUCGGCCGUAUGAUUUUAACGAAGGCGCCAUGGAUCUUCGAUCCUAAUGGAGAUAAGGAUAGACAGGAUAUAACGUCACUUUAUAAAGCCAAGGAAGGCACUGAGGUCGAGAGACUGACUUUGUACAGGGCGGUCCGCAGUACCGAGAUGGCGAAGAGAUUCUAUUCAAUGCCAUCGCCAGGUAAAGAGGACGUCGAGUUCGAUCUUGUCGAGCUCGAACGCGUCAACAUCGGCGAGCCGUUCGCUGUGACCGUGAAUAUUAAGAACAAGUCCGACGAGACGCGCACUAUUCAGGCUAUCUUGUCAGCCGGCAGCGUUUACUACACUGGAGUUAAGGCGAACCUGGUGAAGAGAGCAUCCGGCGACUUCGUGCUUCAACCGAAUGCCACGGAACAAUUAAGGCUCAGCGUGACAUUAAACGAUUAUCUGGACAAGCUUGUGGAGUAUUGUAUCAUGAAGUUAUAUUGCAUCGCUACGGUCAAGGAAACUCGGCAAACUUGGGCAGACGAGGAUGAUUUUCAAGUUUUAAAACCGAAUAUCGAUGUCAAGAUCGAAGGUGAACCAGUAGUUGGACAACCAUCGACCAUCACAUUGAGCUUUAAGAACCCUCUGAAGAAAACCUUGACCAGUUGCCAAUUCAACUAUGCUGGGCCCGGUCUCUCCAGGAACAAGACCUUAACUUUCAGGGACGUAGGACCCGAGGAGAAUGUUUACGUGGAGCAUCAGCUCGUGCCGCAAAAGCCCGGACAGCAGAAAAUAAUCGCCACUUUCACUUCAAAAGAAUUGGUCGACAUCACUGGUUGCGCAACCGUCGACGUCCUUGAGGCUGAAUGAAUGGCUAUGUGACGAUUCGAAUUCAUUUCGACCUUAAUUCAAAUCAAUCGUUAUGCUAAGAAUGUCAGAUGCAUUUGGCUAAAUCAUUUGGUCAGCGCGAUAACGAAAUAUUUUGGUUUUAUCUGGAUUUUUUUUACCGAGUAAUGCAAUGAUUU
Trachymyrmex cornetzi is the source of this 1836-nucleotide messenger RNA. Its product is annotated as hemocyte protein-glutamine gamma-glutamyltransferase. The coding region runs from base 86 to 1681 and encodes 531 amino acids. Gene Ontology annotation, molecular function: protein-glutamine gamma-glutamyltransferase activity. Lineage: Eukaryota; Metazoa; Arthropoda; Insecta; Hymenoptera; Formicidae. Gene Ontology annotation, biological process: peptide cross-linking. The transcript has 8 exons. The record is from RefSeq and is a predicted model, not a curated record.